Messenger RNA from Aspergillus uvarum CBS 121591, 1898 nucleotides. Its product is annotated as DUF5427 domain-containing protein MTC1. The record is from RefSeq and is a predicted model, not a curated record. Lineage: Eukaryota; Fungi; Ascomycota; Eurotiomycetes; Eurotiales; Aspergillaceae. The coding region runs from base 74 to 1627 and encodes 517 amino acids. The transcript has 2 exons.
UCGCUUGUUGUCCUUCUUUACCCCCCCACCCAUAGAAGUGAUCUUUUAAAGUGCAUCCGCAUAAAACGCUACCAUGCGUCCCAAGUCCUCGAAACCCACAAAUGAUGAGCUUCUAGCUCAAUUUGACGAUUUGACCGUGGAGUCAGCCGUCGACCAAGAACCGUCCAAAACUACCUCCAAACCCCCCGCUGCUGCAACGACGCAGUCGGAACAAGACAUCUUCGCUGAGCUGGACAGCCUAACUGCUCAGCGCCCUAGCAGUGGUCCGGGUACCCCACGUGUAUCGACCAACGAACCCCGUCCAGUUAUCAAGUCACCCAAGCCCGCUCCAGUGGCUGCGACACCCGCAGCCGGUCGGACCAGCGAGGAGAAACCUGUCCCACGGAGAUCGGGUGAAAGUGUGCGAGCCUCGGCCCCGGAAAACAAGAGUACCAAUGUCAAACCCGAAUCAGAGAAAGCCGUCACAACAGAGGCAGCUACAUCUAGUGGCGGCGGCGGUGGUGGAUGGUGGGGCGGAAUUUUUGCGACUGCGUCGGCCGCCAUGAAGCAGGCCGAGGCUGCUGUAAAAGAGAUCCAGCAGAAUGAGGAAGCGCAGAAAUGGGCACAGCAGGUUAAGGGAAAUGUCGGCGCACUGAGAGACUUAGGCGGCGAGCUUCGCAACAUGGCCAUCCCGACUUUCACAUCCCUAAUCCACACCAUCGCUCCUCCGAUCUCCUCCCAUGAACGUCUCCAGAUCCAUAUCACUCAUGACAUUUCCGGAUAUCCCAGCAUCGACCCCCUGGUUUACGCAGUCUUUUCCCGCGUGAUGGCCCAGGUAGAGGGCGGCGAUCUCCUCGUCAUCCAGCGAGGCCAGGAGUCAGCGCCCAAGCGCGGACUUGAUAUCGGCGGUCUUCAAUUCUCGGGACCAGGAUGGCAUGAUGGGCCCUGGUGGCGGACGGUCACUCCCGGUCACCCCCGUACGCUUGCGGCCAUCCGCGGCUCCGUGGAAGCCACCAAGCUCGCCCGCGCAAGCGCCGAGGCUUAUGCCACCGAGCUCUUUUCCGCCCGAGGUGGAGUGGAGGAGGCCGCGAAACAAGCCACUCAAGAUCUCAGCGAAAGCAACCCCGUCCGCAGUAGCGAUAUCUUCCUAGCCAUCCAAGCCAUCAGCCAGCCCACAGCGGCGGAUCUCUUCCAGGCAGGCCCCACGACCGAAAAUGCGACCCCGCCAGGAGUCGUUGACGCCCCAGCCGAGACUGAGGACGAGGUGGUCUUUGCGCUGUAUCUCCACGACCCCAUCCACGGCAUCGCCUUCCACACACUCUCUCAGGCUGUUCCUCAGAAAUGGAUCGACUGGCUCGAGGCGACGGCGGCUCCCACCGAAGACGCUGACAGCGAAGACGCCAACCUGCCUCAGACCGUCGUGCCUGCGGAGAUCGCGGAGAUCAUCGAGGGCGGCGGCGUGGAUCCCCGCGAAUGGGCCGCUGAGUGGAUCGAAGAGUCCCUUUCCCUGGCCGUCGGGGUUGUCGCGCAACGCUACGUCGCCCGACGCAUGGGUGUCGGCGAGAGGGCUGCGGCUAAGGGCAAAAUGCGUGCUGAGCAGGCCUCGGUUGUCGACAGCGGUGCAGGUGAGGUGGCGCGGGCGCUGUAGGUACCAGGGUAAUGUCCGCCACGGUUCUUGGUUUCGUCUAUUUUGUUCUUUCUGUUCCAGUUUCCUGAGCUCCUCAUGAUCCAUAUGAUACUCCCGCAAAUGAUACUCCUGCCGACUGUUUGGGUUUUAUUGUUCGUUCCUUGUCAUAAGCCCCAGAUGAUAUUACCAUCCAUCUUACUAUUACGCGGUAGCCGGCGUACGUUAUUCAUCCCUUUAUCUAAUUAGCGCAAUAUCCGCAUACUGAAGCAGAAAUACAACCAAGAAGGUCUGC